GGAAUUCUGUGGCUGUAACCUAGCAACAAAUCACAACACAACAGUUUUUUUUUACUAUAUUUAAAAAUAGUCUAGGAAAAUAGUAGAAUUUUACACCAGUGCUAAGUUAAAAAAUGACCCUUCAAUUUGAGUUGGAAAAAGAGUGACGUGAUAAUAAUAUCAUUGACAUAAAUAUAGGCGUAUAACGAGUUUUAAGUUGUAUAAUUUCAUUGUCAGGAUUCAUAUUUUACUCGGCAUUCCUGAUGUCGUACAGAGACCUCAGAAACUUCACCGAGAUGAUGCGGGCGCUGGGCUACACCAGGAUCGUCUCCAUGGAGAACUUCCGCUCGCCCAACUUCCCGCUGGUGGCGGAGACGCUGGCGUGGCUGGCGGAGCGCUUCGACCCGGACGCUGACGUGCCCACGGACACCAGCACGGAGCAGGCCCGCGUCGCGCUGGUUCGCUCCAUCGCGCAGCUCAUGGCAUCCAAGGCACACAUCAGGCUGAACACCAAGCGGCUGUACCAAGCGGACGGCUACGCAGUGAAGGAGUUGCUGAAGGUUGCGACGGUGCUGUACGACGCCCUUCGCGUCAACUUGGCGGAGAUGGCCGAUGACGUCACCCUGCCGUCGCAGGUCGAUCUCAUGCCCAAGGCCGGCGACCUGAGGCAGGCUCGGCAGCUGGCGUCGCAGAUCACCGAGAAGGGAGCCACCCUCCACGAGCUGCUGAGCCGGGAAGCGGACAUGAGGGAGGCGCGCGGUAGCUGCGCGGACCGGCCGCUGGAGAUGGAGGAGGUGGAGCGCGGCCUGCGAGAGGCACUGGACACGGCCGGCGAGGACAUCGCCAGCACCAGGCGGCUCCUGGGAGGGGUGUCGGCCAACGAGCAGAGCCUCGACGGCAAGAUCGAGAAGAAGAGGGCGGAGCUGGAGCGCAACAGGAACCGGCUGCUCACGCUCAAGAAAGUCAGGCCUGCCUUCCUGGAGGAGUUUGAGCGGCUGGAGGCAGAGCUGCAGCAGCUCUACGGGGAGUACCUGGUUCGGUUCCGGUGCCUGUCGUACCUCCAGCUGCAGCAGGACGAGACGGAGGCGGCGGAGCAGCGACGCGUCGCCGAGCGACAGGAGACGACCAGGCAGUUCCUGGAGCAGCUGCGUCAGGAGGACCGGCCGGCCGAGGGCGCCGGAGUCCCGCCGGGGGCCGACCCCAGGGACGAGGCGGACCAGGGCGACAAGGCGGGGGCCGCCGGCAAGGCCAGCCGCGUGCGCAUCAAGACGGCGUCUGGCGUGAUGCGCAGGGCCUCGGCCGGCCAGGCCCAGCGCCGGGUGUUCGGGAGCAUGGCGCCGCCAGAGGACGAGGACAGCGGCAGCCUCGACUCGGACUCGGACCUGCUGCUGGACGACGACGGCUCGGAGCUGCUGGGCUCGGAGGAGGAGGACGAGCUGGAGCCGGGGCCGGCCGGCGACCAGCGCGCCAGCCGCAGCGGCCUGGCGCUCAGCGACGACGACUUCUAGGGCUCCGUCCCGCACCCCGCACCGCGCUCUUAGUGGGCGACGACUUCUAGAGCUCAGUCCCGCACCCCGCACCCCGUGUUGUUUGAAAAAUGUAUCAAUGCCGUAAUGUAAUAAAUUAGUUUUCAA
Messenger RNA from Bacillus rossius redtenbacheri, 1613 nucleotides. RefSeq names its product clusterin-associated protein 1 (gene Cluap1). Lineage: Eukaryota; Metazoa; Arthropoda; Insecta; Phasmatodea; Bacillidae. Gene Ontology annotation, cellular component: centrosome; intraciliary transport particle B; cilium. The coding region runs from base 243 to 1487 and encodes 414 amino acids. The record is from RefSeq and is a predicted model, not a curated record. Gene Ontology annotation, biological process: cilium assembly. The transcript has 8 exons.